Molecule: messenger RNA, 1715 nt
Organism: Branchiostoma belcheri (Belcher's lancelet)
Lineage: Eukaryota; Metazoa; Chordata; Leptocardii; Amphioxiformes; Branchiostomatidae
Product: ATP-dependent DNA helicase RecQ-like
Exons: 4
Coding region: 1-1500 (499 amino acids)
Biological process (GO): telomere maintenance; double-strand break repair via homologous recombination
Cellular component (GO): cytoplasm; chromosome; nucleoplasm
Molecular function (GO): nucleic acid binding; 3'-5' DNA helicase activity; ATP binding
Source: RefSeq, a predicted model, not a curated record
AUGGCGGCCGGGAGAGAAAAGAGACCGGUUGACAUGGACUGUGCAAUAUUUAGUGGAGGGUGGUUUCAUGCCCACCUAACAGCAUCACCCACCACCAUAGUUGAGCUCCUCCCCCGGAAAAAUAUUGUACGGUCCCUUAUCGCUGUCAACAUGGCUACCGCACCUAGUGAAAGUGAAGUUACCGACUUGGCAAUCGCGUCAGUUUUAGCUGAACUUGGCAGCAUUUCUUCACUCCAACCUGAGCAACUUGAGGCACUGAAGUCUUUCGUCGGCGGGAAAGAUGUUUUGGCGUUUUUGCCUACUGGGGUUGGCAAAGAUUUGGUCUACCAGAUCGCCCCCAUGGUGUUCGAAAAGUUGGGCCGCGUCAACCCCAUUGUCAUCGUGGUGACACCACAAGUCGCUCUGAUCAAAGAGGAUCAAAACACCGAGGAUCUACAUCUACAACCCGUGGAUCUGAUGGAGAACCAGAUACGGGAAGCGACAGCAAUCGGGGUGAAAGCGGCACAGCUUGGUGGAAGUGACGACGAGGGCAUCGCGCAGGGAGAGUUCCAGCUGGUGUUGGGCGGGCCUGAGCGGUGGGUACUUGAGGAUGAGUGGAGGGAGAUGUUGUCCUCAGCAGUCUACCAGGAAAACCUCGCUGGAGUUGUGGUGGACGAGGCCCACCUGGCUUAUAAAUGGAGCCAACAAUCCAAGUAUCAGUCUGAACUCCGUGAAGCCUUUUAUAGACUUGGUGAGCUCAGGUCUCUGGUGCCAGAAGGAACCCCAAUCCUGGCUCUCACAGAAUCAGCUGACCUGAAGUCGGUACAAAAGGUGCGGAUGGUCUUGGAGAUGGAGGACGCCCAUGUAGUAAGAGCCAGUCCUAACAGGCGCAAUGUUAGACUAGGUCUGGUACCCUUCCCUCGUGACAAAACAGUGUCCCUUGGCUGGAUUAUUGAUGAGAUUCGUGACAAAGGGCUGGAUAUGAACUGUAUCAUUAUUUACUGUAGACACUUGAAAGCAGUAAAUAAGGUCUUCAGCCACCUGAAGUAUGAACUGGGGGCUGAUGCAUGGGUAGGCGAGAAGGUCUCCAGUAAUAUGCUGAUUGGGAUAUAUUUUAGUGCUACUCUGGACAAGUACAAGGACAGAAUUAGGAAGUCCCUAGUUGGAGAGGGGAGCUGUAGGGUUGUGGUGGCUACUGGUGCCCUGGGUAAUGGUAUCGACUUCAUGAAUGUUGGUAAGGUAGUCAUGUAUGGGCCUCCAGAAAACAUGGAGAAUAUUCUCCAAAUGGUCAGCAGGGCAGGUCGUGAUGGCAAGAAGGCAGACGCCGUGUUGUAUUACAAGGAUGAGCAACUCGCGAAAGUUGACAAAGCUGUGAAAGCGUUUGUGGAAGCUAAGAGUGGUGAAACUUGUAUCAGAAAACGGCUGUUAGGUCAUUUUGAAGACAGUCCGGUGUCUGUAGAGCCAGACCAUAACUGCUGCACCAGUUGCCACCGUGCAUGUAAGUGUGCAGGUGAUAGGUGAUCUCAGUCCUUCUUACAAUGUGAAUCAUCAGUUGAGUCUAGAGAAUUACAUGUAUAUGAGGAAUGGCAAGUUUUUUUGAAGGGAGCUCCUUUUACAUUACCAGGAAUCCUGAUGUUCCACUUUCGACACCUGCUAAAUUUUGGCACGUUUUCUGUGAUGAGUUGAUUGGCUCGGUUCUUGAACACUGUCCUCCCAUAUUUACACAAGAGGAUGUG